UCUAGAUUGGAUAGACAGUGGGGAAAUGUGUUCUCCCUUUCAAAGGAACACGGUGCCGCCCCUCGUUUUCCUGCUUCCCAGACCCCAGAGUCACGGACCUCCGUCUUUCCACUCUCAGGACGCGGAAGCUGAGGGGGCGGGACCCGGCCUGGGAUUGGCUGUUGCCUGCCGACCCCCCCCCCCCCUUCCCUGCUGUCCAGUCGCGCUCCCCCGCAGGCGCCUGCGCAAUGGGCCGGCCUUAGGGGGCGGGAAGCGCCCGGGGGCAGUGGAGCCCAUGUCGGCCUUGAGGCGCUCGGGCUACGGCCCCAGUGACGGUCCGUCUUAUGGGCGCUACUACGGGCCUGGGGCUGGAGAUGUGCCCGUACACCCACCUCCGCCCAUAUAUCCUCCCCGCCCCGAACCCCCCCAGCCUCCCAUUUCCUGGCGAGUGCGCGGGGGCGGCCCGGCUGAGACCACCUGGCCGGGAGAAGGCGGAGGAGGCGAUGGCUACUAUCCCUCUGGAGGCGCCUGGUCGGAGCCGGGUCGGGCUGGAGGAGGCCACCAGGAGCAGCCACCGUAUCCUAGCUACAAUUCCAACUAUUGGAAUUCUCCUGCCCGACCUCGGGCUCCUUACCCAAGUACAUAUCCUGUAAGACCGGAAAUGCAAGGCCAGAGUUUGAAUUCUUUUACAAAUGGAGCAUAUGGCCCACCAUACCCCACUGGCCCUGGGACAAAUACUGCCUCAUACCCAGGGGCUUAUUACACAUCUGGGUAUGCUCAGACCAGUUACUCCACAGAGGUUCCAAGCACUUACCGUUCACCUGGCAACAGCCCAACCCCAGUCUCUCGUUGGAUGUAUCCCCAGCAGGACUGCCAGACUGAAGCAGCCCCUCUUAGGGGGCAGGUUCCAGGAUAUCCUGCUUCACAGAACCCUGGAAUGAGCGUGCCCCAUUAUCCUUAUGGGGAUGGUAAUCGUAGUGUUCCACAACCAGGACCAACUGUACGAUCCCAGGAGGACUCCUGGGCUCCUCCGGGUGCUUACGGCAUGGGAGCCCGUUACCCCUGGCCUUCAGCUGCCCCCUCAGCACCACCUGGCAGUCUCUACGUGAGCGAGAGCGCUUCAUCAUGGCCGAGCAGUGGCUCUCCUCGGCCACCUCCCUCCCCGCCAGCCCCACAGCCCAAGGAUUCCUCAUACCCCUAUAGCCAGUCAGACCAAGGUAUGAACCGGCACAACUUUCCUUGCAGUGUCCAUCAGUACGAGUCCUCGGGAACAACGAACAAUGAUAAUUCAGAGCUCUUGGAUUCCCAAGUCCAGUAUAGUGCUGAGCCUCAGCUGUAUGGUAAUGCCACCAACGAACAUCCCAGCAAUCAAGAUCAGAGUAAUAAUCUUCCUGAAGAGUGUUUAUCUUCAGAUGAAGGGACUCCCGCAAGUAUUAAAAAAAUCAUACAUGUGCUGGAGAAGGUCCAGUAUCUUGAGCAAGAAGUAGAAGAGUUCGUAGGAAAAAAGACAGACAAAGCAUACUGGCUUCUGGAAGAAAUGCUAACCAAGGAACUUUUGGAACUGGAUUCAGUUGAAACUGGGGGCCAGGACUCUGUCCGGCAGGCCAGGAAAGAGGCUGUUUGUAAAAUCCAGGCCAUACUGGAAAAAUUGGAAAAAAAAGGAUUAUGAAGGGAUUUAGAACAAAGGGGAAGCCUGUUACUAACUUGACCAAAGAACUCUUGAUUUUGGUUAAUUACCCUCUUUUUGAAAUGCCUGUUGAGGAGAAGAAGCAAUACAUUCCAACUUUCCUUUGAUAUAAAACUUGAAAAACUGGUAAAGGACUUGGAAGAACAGUUGGGUUAUGAGUUGUUUUCAGUUUUCAGACCAAUGAAUGUAAUAGGAAGUUAUGGAGUUACCAGUAUUGCCAAGUAGUCUCACCCCUUAAGAAAUUUAUGGGUAUCUGCAAGCUGCUUCUUAUCAGCAGGAGGGAAAUCCACCUUAUGUAACAGGCUUAUCAGAAACCUACCGGAUAAGACUGGAUGUUGUCUGAGACAAACAGGCUCUGUUUUUUUAAACAUCUGGAUUACUUGUCACAUUUUUGUACAUUGUGACUGCUUUCACCGUACACUUUGUGUGUAAAUUACAGCUUGGACUUUAGCCUUCUUGGACCUCUGUUUCGUUUUGUUACUUGUAGUUCACAAAUAUAGUGUUAUUCUCUACUUCUUGGUACAUUUUGUAGUAAUAUGUUUAAUAUAAUUACUCAAGAGACUAUACUGACAGCCAGAUAGUAUGGCAGUUCUGGAUGAAUUUAUAUCUUUUCACCACUUGAAUAUAUUGCACUGUGUAGUGAGUUCCUGAGGUAGAUUGUCUCCUUUUUUGUAUAGAUCAUUAGGUUAGAGUUUUACCACUUCUAUUUUUCAUGUUACUAUUGGAAGGUUAAUUUGGAAAUGGCAUGGGUAUAGGAAUGAAAAUGGGGCUAUUUCCUUUUUCGCUGUCUUAAUCGUAUUUGGAUGAAGAUCCACUUUAAAAUUUCCUUUCUUCCCCCUUAAUUAUCUUUUUACUACAGCUGCUUCCAUAUGGAGCAGUGUGAUGAACACAGAUUAAAAAUUAAAUGCCACAGCACGUAGAAAUAAUAACUGCAAAAGUAGUAAAUACAACCAUUUGGGAAUGCUGUUCUCCAUCUAAAAUAUUAGCUUCACCAUCAGGAUCCCUAUGAGCAGAUUUCAGCUCAGUGUAUCUGCUCAGUUUACAGUAAGAAACAACGAGGGUAAAAGAGGAUUCAUGCUCAGGGAAUGAAUCAGCCAUAGCUAGAGUGGGAAAUUGUGUUCUUCUUUUAAAGGUAGAUUUGAUGUUUAUCUUUGUUUCCCUAGAAUAAAUUGCAUAGACAGUAUUGCCUGUUUUAUAAGAAAGAUGUUUACCAUCACUAAUAACAGUCAUUUUAGAGCCAGAUUUAAGGAAGGGAUAUUGAAAGGGUCUUAGCUGGAUUUGCUUGGGUAGCUCUAUGCUAUCAUGUAGAAGAGACUUAGGUAGAUAACUUACUUUUUUCAUCUGAAGUGAGUUCCAGUAUGCAGUAUCUGUUAUUGGAAAAACUGCUGUUUCUUAAUAAGAUAUCCAAGUGAUUUUUUUUCUUGACUGCCAGGCCUAUUAACAAGAAAAUAAAUCCAGCCAUCUCCUCUCCUUAUAAAAAAAACCAAUACAAACAUAUUAUAUGACGAGAAGAAGUAAAGUAAAAAUAUUGGCCGGGUCUUAGGUUGGUAUGAGUGAUUUUAUGAGAUAAUAUGGUGGUGACAAUUUUAUUCUAGGAUUUUUAUUUUUGGCCUAAUAUAAGAAUGUUACAAAAGGCUUUUCUAUGAAAAUUUAAAAGUUAUACUUGAAACUAAAUAUUUAGAAGGGGGAGAACCUUAAAGCUGAGUUAACAUAAACCAGUGAGACAAUGACUAAUACAGGAGAGAACACUAUUUUUUAACUGAGUGCCCAAGAUACCAAUUUCCCUGAAGUCUUGAUUUUUUAAUCUAUAAAUCACACAUUAUACACACACACAUAUAUAUGUGUGUGUGUAUGUUUUUUAACAGUUUUUUUUUUUUAGUUUUGAGAUAAUUUUAGACCUCCUGAAGAGUUGCAAAAACAGCGGUUUCUGUAUGCUCUACGCUCACCUUCCCUUUAUAUUAACAACUUACAUAGCUGUAGAACAUCUGUCAAGUUAAGAAAUUAGCCUUGAUAUAAUGCUGUUAACUAAAGUAGAGAGUUUUGAAAGUAGAGAUUUUCUAGUCUUUUCACUAAUGUCCUUUCACUGUUUCAGGAUCCAAUCCAGGAUCCUGCCUCGCAUUUAGUUGUCAUGUCAUCAUAGCGUCCUCCGAUCUGUGACAGUGUAUCUUGACACCUGAUGCGGUAAUGUAUUUCUGGUGUUAUUAACCUUAGCCACUACCUGAGGUGGCGUCUGCUAGGACUCUCUGCUGUAAACUUACUAUGCUUUCCUUUGUAAUGACUGAAUGUUUGCUAGAGAUAAUGUGAGCUAUGCAAAUGUCCUGUUUCUGCUUAAACUUUUGCCCACUCAUUUUUGUAUCCACUGGCAGAUCUUGCUUGUUACUACUGUGGUGUUCGAAUGUGACUUUGUUUCUCUUAUUCCUUCUACAUUUAUUAAUUGGAUUCUUUCUGUAAGGGAGGGCUAUUGCUUCUGGAUUUAUAAUUUUAAUUAUAAUAAGAUAUUCAGGAUAAGUACAGACUUAGAACUUAAAGGUGUAAACCAUGUUAAAAUGAUUCCAAAUGCCAAUAUCAAGGAAAGGAAAACUAAAUUGCAACCUGUUCCAGAAAAUAUAGUGAAUAUAAGAAGGAAAAUAGUAUUCAUUUUUUUGUGGAUAUGAUUCAGUUCUUAGUAUUGACUCUAGACUGAAUUCAAAUUUUUUUUGGUAUUUCACAUCUGGACUUUUAAAAAGUGUCUAAGUUUAAUAUUACUUUGGGGAUAAUUUCUGUCAAACUCUUGAAUAAAGUUAUCCGGAUCUGGCAUGUUAAACACAGCUAUGUUCUCUAUAAUAAGCCACUAUUGUUCCAAAUAUAAACGCCAAUGUAAAUAUUUAGAUGAAUUUAAGUCCCAGUGAAGUAUUAGCAGGAUGGGCUGGUCUCUACAUUGUUGGUGGGGAAUUCUUUAAAGUGCUUUGAAAAAUGGGGUUUUGAAAACAGUUCUGUAGUUGGUUAAUGUAAUACCAUUAGAGGUGGGAAGAUUUUUUUUUUAAGUUGAAGAAUAUGGAUUAAAUUGGCGUUAAAAAAAGUUUUUUGGGGGAUGGAUACUUGAUGACUGGAGUUUUUCAUCCUUUUUUCUUUUUAAAAAAGUUAUGAGUUUGAAGACUCAAAUAAUUCUAUGGAAGUUAGCAAUUUAAAGAGUCAAUUCUGGGACUCCCCUGGCGGUCCAGUGGUUAAGACUUCACCUUCCAAUGUAGCAGGUGCGGGUUUGAUCCCGGGUCUGGGAGCUAAGAUCCCACGUGCCUCGCGGCCAGAAAACCAAAACAUAAAACAGAAGCAAUAUUGUAACAAAUCCAGUAAAAACUUUAUAAAAAUGGUCCACAUCAAAAAAUAAAAAAAAUCUUAAAAAAAAGUCAGUUCUAUGAAAAGGAGCACUCUUCUGUUCCACUCCCAUUUUUCCUUCGACAAAAGUAACUACUUUCAAUUGAGUUUUUUAAAAAAAUUAUCUCCAUAUUUUUUUAAUAACACAGUUGUAUUGCUCCCUUUUGAUUUAUCAGCUUUAGGUCAUUUCUACUGAUUUUCUGUUGUAGAGGAUGAAGGUUAGGUCUCUCUGCCUCUACCCUACACACAUCCCAGCUCUCAUCCCUCCAAUUUCUCAAUCCACUUAUAUGGUAAUUCUGUUGUACGUUAUUAUACUAUGUAAAUGCUGCCCAGAGCUCAGUCAUGCAGUAAACUGUUUACUUUUCUUUUCCUGAACAACUCCUUGUUUUCUCUGGAAUGAAUCAUUUGUCAUACUUAUUUUGUUUGCCUAUGUGCUUAUGACUGAUUUGACCUCAAACCCUCCAUCAUUUGUCUAAGUCUUCUCGUAAGAUGCCCAGACACAUUUUAUCAAUUUUAGGCUCCUGAAGAAGCGUUCCUGGAGCCCUCUGACUGCAGCACUGUUUCCCUCAAUGGUAACAUCUUGCAAAACUGUACUGUGAUGUCACCGCCAGGAUAUUGACAUCGAUAUGGUCAAGAUACAGAGCAGUCCCGUCAGCACGACUCUUCCUCCCGUUGACCUUUCACAGCCGCACCUGCUUCUCCUUUCCCACCGUGCUAAACCCCUGGCAACCACUAAUCUGUUCUCCAUUUCUAAAUUUUGUCAUUUUGAGAAUGCUAUAUAAAUAGUAUUGUAUAGUAUGUAACCAUUAGAGAUCGUUUUUUUUUUUUUUUCCACUCAGCAUAACUCUCUUGACAUUCAUCCAAGUUGUUUCCUGUAUCUGUAGUUCUUUUUUAUUGCUAAGUAGUAGUCUAUGAUGUGGAUGUACCACGGUUUGUUCAACCAUUCACCUCUUGAAGGACAUAUGGGUUGUUUCCAGUUUGGGCUAUUAUGAAUAAAGCUGCUAUGUACAUUCAUGUA
Balaenoptera musculus (blue whale) is the source of this 6035-nucleotide messenger RNA. It is a transcript of the gene BAG4, whose product is annotated as BAG cochaperone 4. Gene Ontology annotation, molecular function: protein-folding chaperone binding; adenyl-nucleotide exchange factor activity. The transcript has 6 exons. Gene Ontology annotation, biological process: protein stabilization. The record is from RefSeq and is a predicted model, not a curated record. The coding region runs from base 26 to 1648 and encodes 540 amino acids. Gene Ontology annotation, cellular component: cytoplasm; cytosol; membrane. NCBI's taxonomy places the organism in Eukaryota, Metazoa, Chordata, Mammalia, Artiodactyla, Balaenopteridae.